This is a messenger RNA of Babesia sp. Xinjiang, 1278 nucleotides long. RefSeq lists its product as uncharacterized. The transcript has a single exon. Bases 1 to 1278 code for a protein of 425 amino acids. The record is from RefSeq and is a predicted model, not a curated record. NCBI's taxonomy places the organism in Eukaryota, Apicomplexa, Aconoidasida, Piroplasmida, Babesiidae.
AUGGGCAAUAUCAUACACCCGCAGAUACUCGCACUCCUUUUGUCGAUUGGUAGCAUUCUCUCUAAAACAAAUGUUUCGGCCAAUUGGACUGAGGGGCCUUUGAAUGUAAUGCGAGAGAAAUUGGAAGGCUCGCAACAUGAAUAUUUCGGUGAAGAGGCACCAACUUCCACGUGCUUGUUUCGUAAUUUCCUAGAGUUAUCUAAUGUAAGGGUGGAUAAUGGUGUGAAUAUAAAGAAUACAACUUUGGGUUUCUUUGCGUGGCUUGCGUCGCUGCCUUUGUUGGUGCCGAAUGUGGCUAUCAUAAACGAAAAUGUACCUACAUUAGACGCAUUUGAUGAAUUUGACGAUAAAGAUGGUCACAAAUUUUCGAAGUGUGUACGUAGAUACUAUCGUGUUGACUUCGGCGCCUAUCAUUCCAUGAUCAAUGAAUACCACCGCACCGAUCGCUUGGCUCAUAGAGGAUUUGUGGAUGUACUAGGUGGGUUAAUUUCUCCGUCUAUACGAAUAUGUGGGAGAUCUGCGCAUACUAUGCCGUUUGCUGAGGAAAAUGAAAUUAACUUGUACGGCUUGAAUGGUUAUAGAAAUGCCUUUACUUUCAUAUUCUUUCUUGAACCUUUCAAGGUUUCAAUAACAGUGAAACGAAGAAUAAAACUAAGAGAACGUAUGGACACGCUGUGGCGAAUAAGAUCGAGACUGUGCAUGGCAAAAAACGUGGCAUAUGUAGCACGUGUAGCCCUAAGGUAUCGCAACGUUAAAUUCGUCGAAAAGCGAUUGUCCAGUCAUGGCGUUAGUAUGUUCAGUGCAUUGAAUAAAGGUCGUAGCCCUCUGGUACCAUUUUUUAAUGUAGUAAAGGAUGACUUCCUUAAUGUGCUUGAAGGUACCAAUUUGUUAGUACCCCAAGAUUACAUGGGGACAAUAAACGUUAGGGGAGAUUCCAGACGUCAAGUGAAUAUUAACUUUGAUAAACUUGUUAAAAAUCUCGGGUAUUUUCUGACUAGACGCGGGAAAGUUGUGGUAGGGGGCAGCGGGCCUUUCUACGUCGCAGAAUUAUGCAUACGCAAGAAGGUGUAUACCCUGCACAACGUUAUGGAGGCUGCCAUAAUUAGCAAAGUUUGGCGGCCCUCCAUGCGAUACGCGGUUGCGGCCACAUUUCAUGGCGUUAGGCACAUGAGUAAGUUGGUCGCCUUAGUGAAAAUAUUCGGAAUAGCCACAGUAGCCACUGUGUUGGCUUUCGGUGGGAUACUACGCCGCGUCAAUGUUUACGAACCAUUGAGGUGA